Coregonus clupeaformis (lake whitefish) is the source of this 699-nucleotide messenger RNA. It is a transcript of the gene lyrm7, whose product is annotated as LYR motif containing 7. The transcript is spliced from 5 exons. Gene Ontology annotation, biological process: mitochondrial respiratory chain complex III assembly. Lineage: Eukaryota; Metazoa; Chordata; Actinopteri; Salmoniformes; Salmonidae. The record is from RefSeq and is a predicted model, not a curated record. Bases 94 to 465 code for a protein of 123 amino acids.
AUCACUCUUUAUGAUUUCAUACGCUCUCUGACGCUGCAGUGUGCCUGUAUUGCGUGGUGCUUACAGUCGAGUUCGUACAGUUGUAAAGUCAAGAUGGCUUCUCGUUUGAAGGUCCUCGGAGUGUUCAAAGCACUGCACAGAACAAGGAUGGAUGUGUUCAAAGAAGAUAACAGAGCAUUGACAGCGGCAAGACAAAAGAUAAAUGAGGAAUUCAGGAAAAACAAAAAUGAGACUUUGGAGGAAAACAUAAAUCAGAUGAUUAAAAUGGCCGCUGGUGUGGAAGUGUUUCUUCGUCAAGAUGUCAUACAAGCCGAGCAUGUAGCUGAAGAUAGGAUUCAACUCCGACCUAGAGAGAGCCUUCUUCUGGAAAACGUACCAUACUGCGAUACACCCAGAAAAAAGUCAUCUUCUAACAAUGCACCAAAACAAAGUUGCAACGAUGCACCAAUUACACGAUGUGAAUGACCAAUAAUAACAGCUGAAGAGUUUGUCAUACAAAGGUGGUAACUGUAGCUUUGGCUAUGAAAGGUCAAAGGUGAUAUGAAUUGUAAAUACAUGUAUAUUCUUUUGUUUGCUGCUAUAUGUGUUGGAUUCUUGUUGAAUGAAUGAUUGUUAUGCUUAACUGAGUUGUGUUGUAUAAGUAUCAAAUGUGUUUAAAAAACAUAAUAAAUGUAAGGCGGUUGUUACACUUUAUGAACA